GAGUCCCCGAGGCCCUGCGCCGGGCGCCUGGCCGAAGGGUCGCCUCUCCGGGCGUCCUUCUCCUGGCCUCAGUGCCCCGGACCUGGCUCGGUGGGACCGUCUCCGGACGCUCAGGGAAGCUCUCGGCCGGCCGCAGCCAUGAGUUCGACUCCAGGGCUGCCCACUCCCGGGGCCUCGCUGGCCCUGCGGGUGUCCUUCGUGGACGUUCAUCCCGAGGUGAUCCCGGUGCAGCUGUGGGGGCUGGUGGGUCAGCGGCGGGAGGAGUACGUGCGGCUGAGCCGGGAGAUCCAGGAGGCGGCAGCCACGCGCGGUCCCUGGGCUCUGGGUGGGGCGUCGGCAUCACCGGGGGAGCUGUGCCUGGUGCAGGUGGGGCUUAUGUGGCACCGCUGCCGCGUGGUCAGUCGCCAGGCGCAAGACAGCCGCGUCUUCCUGCUGGAUGAGGGCCGCACCAUUACGGCGGGCGCGGGCUCGUUGGCACCAGGGCGCAGCGAGUUCUUCCAUCUGCCCUCCGAGGUGCUAGGCUGUGUGCUAGCCGGCCUGGUGCCCGCGGGCGGCGGUGGCACCGGCGGUGGUGAACCCCAGCACUGGUCCCCCAGCGCCGUGGACUUCCUUAGCAACCUGCAGGGUAAGGAGGUGCACGGACGGGUCCUGGACGUGUUGCUCCUCCAUCGCCUGGUGCUGCUGGAAGUGCCCGUUGUGUCUCAGCAGAUGGAGGAGCUGGGUCUGGCCCGGCAGGUGCCCGACAGCCUCUUCUGUUCCCUGCUCAAACGCUAUUUGACUGCGGCUGGGCUGGGUAGCUCUGGGGCUCCAGUUCUCCCGCGAGCCGCGCCCAAACAAGAGCAUCCUGGGCUGGAUUAUUUUUAUCCCCAACUGCAGCUGGGAGUGACGGAGCCGGUGGUGGUAACCCAAGUGUGCCAUCCCCACCGAAUUCACUGCCAACUCCGGAGCCUCUCGCAGGAGAUCCACCGUCUCUCUGAGAACAUGGCCCAGGUAUACCGGGCGCCCACGGGGACAGAGGAUGAGGACUCUGGCAGUGCCACCUGGGAGGAGAAGGAGGAGAGCCCUGACAAGCCAGGGUCUCCAUGUGCUUCCUGUGGCUUGGACGGACAGUGGUACCGGGCUCUCUUGCUUGAGACCUUCAGGCCUCAGCGCUGUGCCCAGGUGCUUCACGUCGACUACGGAAGAAAAGAACUAGUAAGCUGCAGCAGCCUUCGCUAUUUGCUGCCUGAGUAUUUUCGAAUGCCUGUGGUGACUUACCCUUGUGCAUUGUAUGGACUCUGGGACUGCGGAAGAGGCUGGUCCCGGUCACAAGUAGGUGAUCUGAAAGCUCUGAUCCUGGGCCAAGCAGUGAAUGCAAAGAUUGAAUUUUACUGUUCCUUUGAGCAUAUGUAUUAUGUCACCCUGUACGGGGAAGAUGGAAUUAAUCUCAACAGUGCGUUCGGAGUACAAUCCUGUUGCCUGGCUGACCGGUUUCUUCAGAGCCAGGGGAUAGAGGAGGAAGAGGAUGAGGAUGAGGACGAAGUGGAGGCAGCGUUUCAGUCUCAGUCCCCCACUGAGGAAAUGGAGGAGGAAGUUUCCCUCCCAUCCUUGAGAUCCAUCAGGUUGAAGAUGAAUACCUUCUACGACGCCCAGGUGGAGUUCGUGAAGAGCCCUUCGGAGUUCUGGAUUCGCCUUAGAAAGCACAAUAACACCUUCACCAAGCUGACCAAGAGAAUGUGCAGUUUCUAUUCUUCUGCCAGUAAGCUGGACGGGGUUAUCUUGAAACCAGAACCGGAUGACCUUUGCUGUGUAAAAUGGAAAGAAAACGGUUAUUACCGGGCCAUGGUCACCCGAUUAGACAGCAAGAGUGUGGAUGUGUUCCUGGUGGACCGGGGCAACUCUGAGAACGUCGACUGGUGUGACGUGAGGAUGCUGCUGCCGCAAUUUAGACGGCUACCGAUACUGGCUCUGAAGUGCACCCUGGCUGACAUCUGGCCCCUGGGGAAAGCCUGGAGCCAGGAAGCAAUUUCGUUUUUUAAAAAGACGGUACUCCACAAAGAAUUGGUGGUCCACAUUCUUGAUAAGCAGGAUCGCCAAUAUGUCAUAGAGAUCCUGGAUGAAUCCAGAACAGGGGAGGAAAACAUUAGUAAGGUCAUUGCUCAAGCUGGAUAUGCCAAGUUCCAGGAAUUUGAAACCAAAGAAAACAUCAGACUCAGUGCCCACUCCCCUGGGCAUGUUUCGGGUCAUUUUAUUUCAGAGUCUAGCAAAAUACCUUCUGUCAAGAAGGUAGAAGGAGACCAGAAAGCCAAGAAAGACAAUAAAACCCUCUCUGUUUCGGAAGCUUUGGCCGACACAGUAAGCCUUUCGAACAUUCCCACCGGACAGACGGCACAGGACAAAGAGAAGGUAAUGUCUGACCCAUCUCUCCUCAUGCUGAAUUUCUUGAAAACGAAACCAGACUGCUGUGGUAAAGGGGAAUUGGAGGUGGGCAGCACUGUUGAAGUCAAGGUGUCUCACAUCGAAAACCCUGGCUCCUUCUGGUGUCAGCUGAUGAGGAACGCGCAAGGUUUCAGAACCCUGAUGUGUGACAUCGAGGACUAUUGCAAAAGUGAGCCAUCUCCCUAUGAGGGGGACACGCGUGCUUGUCUGGCAAAGCGAACAGCAAAUGGGAGAUGGUCCAGAGCUGUGAUUAGCGGGGCCCAGUCUUUAGAACAUGUCAGAGUGGUGUUUGUGGAUUAUGGAGACAAAGACGUGGUGUCUAUGAAGGACAUACUCUCAGUCAGUGAUGUGUUUUUCAAGGUUAGAGCUCAGGCCUUCAGGUGCAGUCUUUAUAAUUUAAUUCAACCAACUGGUGAAAAUCCCUUUGUCUGGGAUGAAAAGGCGGUACAGGCUUUUAGUGGGUUUAUCGAUAACGCUUGGCAGAAUAACUUAGAAUUAAAAUGCACAAUCUUUGCUUUGGCAUCAAGGUAUGAGGAAGAGUGGUUCAAUGUUGUGGACUUGCUAACGCCCUUUCAGAGUGCCUGCCAUUUUCUGGUAGAAAAGAGGCUUGCUAGGCCUGUAAAACUUCAGAAGCCCCUGGAGCCUUCUGUUCAGCUACAUUCUUACUACUACUCCACCCAUGACUUAAAAAUCGGAAGUGAAGAAUUGGUGUACAUAACGCACGCUGAUGACCCCUGGACAUUUUAUUGCCAACUCGCAAGAAACACAAACAUUUUAGAACAAUUAUCGUACAACAUUAUGCAGCUAAGUAAAUCUUUACUGAAUUUAAAAGCCUCCACCUUGGUCCCUGGAACCUUGUGCCUUGCCAAGUAUACGGACGGAAACUGGUAUAGGGGAAUAAUAAUAGAAAAAGAACCAAGUAAAGUCUUUUUUGUUGAUUUUGGGAACACAUACGUAGCCAGCGAUCAUCUGCUCCCCAUCCCCCGAGAUGCCUAUGACGUUCUACUUUUACCCAUGCAAGCCGUGAAAUGCUCAUUAUCUGACAUCCCUCACCAUAUCCCGGAAGAAGUCACAGCCUGGUUUCAGGAGACUGUUUUAGAUAAGUCACUGAAGGCAUUAGUCGUAGCAAAAGACCCAGAUGGAAGACUGAUUAUAGAGCUGUAUGACGAGAGUGUCCAGAUCAAUGCCAGCAUUAACGAGAAGCUCGGGCUCCUUGGUUACAAAAACAGAACAAGAAAAAAAGACAGAGAAAAUGAAGUAAUACUCCACGAGACCGAAGCUCUUGAAGGUAAAAAGGAGAGCGUGAAGCCAUUACCCACAGACUAUUUGGGUAAAUCAGGAGAGAGCAAAGCACACAGUGCAGAGAUUAUGGGUGAAUCAUGCAAACCCAAGAUCAGCCCAGCAUGCAAGGAGCUCAAAUAUUUACAAGGCUCAGCAAAGGCCAACCUAGUCACACCGUAUCAGGACUCCACAGGAAACAAAAGUGAUGGAGGGUUUCCAUUAACAAGGGAGAAGAAAGAAGACAUGUUUGCCAACUCACCCAUGAGUGUCUCCAAAUUAGAUUCCGCUCUUCCUGAGAGAAGAAUGGGAGAAGCCAGCGGUAGAGAUCUGCCUCCCAAGUUCUGUGAAUUCCCACAAAAGACAAUAGCUCCUGGCUUUAAGACCUCUGUGUAUGUUUCUCAUAUUAACGACCUUUCAGAUUUCUACAUCCAGCUGAUAGAAGACGAAGCUGAGAUCAAUCGUCUUUCAGAGAGACUGAAUGACAUCAGAACGCGGCCCCAAUACCACGCAGGUCCACCGUGGCAAAGCGGAGACGUGAUAUGCGCCGUCUUCCCGGAGGAUAACUUAUGGUACCGAGCAGUGGUCCUGGAACAGCAGCCCAACGACCUUCUGUCUGUACAGUUUAUCGAUUAUGGCAACAUGUCUGUAGUUCACACUAACAGAACCGGUCGGCUUGGCCCCAUUGAUGCGGUGUUACCUGCACUGUGCUUCCACUGCUGCCUAAGGGGGCUUUUGGUACCUGAGGUCGUAAGUUGUAAGGAAAUGGUGAGCUACUUUUCUCAAAGGACAGAAGAGGCUCAGAUAAGAUGCGAAUUUGUUAAAUUCCAAGGCACCUGGGAAGUGAUUCUCACAGAUGAACAUGGAAUCAUAGCUGAAGAUAUGAUGAACAGGUUUGCAUUCAAUGAAAAAUCUCAAGCGGGGCUUACCACCCAAACCAUGAAAGGAGACUGUUCAAAGACAGCUAACAAACCCAAUAUUGAUACUUCAGUGUUUCUUAACUGGUAUAACCCCAAAGCAAAACUGAUUAAAGCCUACGCCACCGUGAUAGAUGGGCCCGAGUACUUCUGGUGUCAGUUUGCCGAUUCCGAGAAGCUGCAGUAUCUAGAAACCGAGGUUCAAAGUGCAGCCAAGCAGCUGGUAGACAGGAAAAGCUGCACCCAGUGUCCGCAAAUUGGAGAUCCGUGCAUCGUGAGGUACAGAGAAGAUGGGCAUUACUAUAGAGCCCUCAUCACUAAUAUCAGUGACGAUCACCUUGCAUCGGUCAGGCUUGUGGACUUUGGGAACAUGGAAGAUUGUGUGGACACCAAAGCACUCUGGAGCAUCCCUUCGGAGCUCCUACGGAUUCCCAUGCAAGCGUUUCCAUGCUGCCUUUCUGGAUUCGCGGUCUCUGGCGGUAUGUGCCCUCAAGAGGGAAAUGAUUAUUUUUAUGACAUCAUCACAGAGGACAUGUUGGAAAUAACAAUCUUGGAGAUUAAAAGAGACGUUUGCGACAUCCCCUUAGCCGUCGUGGAGCUAAGGAGCAAAGGCGAGAACAUUAACGAGAAGAUGAAGAAGUAUGCAAAAGUGGGCACGCCCAAGAGUGACCUGUACUGUGAGAAGCAUGGCUCAGAGAGAAAGGGAGGCCUUACCAGUCCUGACCUCGGCCUCCAGAAGCCAAGUCAUAAAAUAGCCCACGAUAAGACAUUCUACAUGGAAGCCCGGGCAAGUGAGUUCUCAGAAAGACUUGAAAAAAAUUUAAACAUUGAAACCAAGCCAAAUAAAUUCUAUGAACGCAGCACCCGGAACAUCUUCGACACUUUUGAGAACUCAUGCAAAGGUAAAAUGGGUUCUGAGAGGCUGGAAGGUAACAUGGAUUACCAUUUCGUGGACAGAGUCAAGUACGAUGAGAACUAUCUCAUUCCAGGAUUUAACUCGAUAUUGGCCCACGCUAGUGAGCCAAAGGAGUUACUGGAACUGAAUUCACUAGAGGUACCACUCUCCCCCGACGACGACGAAUGCAAAGAAUUCUUAGAACUGGAAUCCAUUGAGUUACAGCAUUCCCCUGCUGGGGAGGAAGAGAAAGAAGAGCUAGGCCUGGGGUCUCCAAUGGCACCGCUGUCCCCAGGCUGCCAGGCAGGAGCCACCCUGGGGCCCUUCAUGAUGCAGCUUCCCCUGGACUGCGAGGCCGCCGAGAAGCAGCUGGAGCUGGAGCUCCCCACACCCCAGCUGUCUUUGGAUGACAGCAUAAGCCCUUUAUCCGCAACUGUCAGCCAGAGCAUCCAGGAAUCCAGGUACGCGGAGGAUGAGAGGAAGUCCAGCUGCACAGCCUCUUCUGACGACGACAACAGCAUGUCGUCUCCACUCCCCCACCACGGGAAGGGUGGCAGUUCCCCGGCACGCGACGAAACGAACCUGUCUGAAGGGGAGUUUCCACGGUUUGAAAACAGAGACAGCACCACCUUAUUGACACCUUUGUUCUCUGAGGAAGAAGCCAGAGAAGGAAGGAAGUGCGGGAGCGCCGUACCAGCAGUUCAGCUACAGAACACCUACACUCUGAAAGGCUUCUCUGUUGGGUCGAAAUGUGUCGUAUGGUCAAGCCUAAGAAACACAUGGUCUAAGUGCGAGAUUCUGGAACUUGCAGAAGAAGGAACAAGGGUUUUGAACCUUUCAAAUGGUGUGGAGGAGACAGUAAGCCCCGAGAAUGUCUGGAAUGGUAUUCCCAAGGUAGAUAUGAGACCCUCUGAGGCUGUAUUCCAAACAGUGGGAAAGGACCUUCUUCCCUUCAUGUCAUCGGAUGACACCAUCAUCAAAGGUUUUUCUUCUGUUUCAGAGGAGGAGUGUGGAGGUGACGCAGAUUCGACUGCGGCCAAGCUGAACGUAUAGACGCGGCCAAUCAGAAGCUGCCUUUAACAAUCACGUGCUACCCAGACCAAACUUGCUGGAGGAAACGUAAAGCACGUGACCCCGGAAGUUUUCCUUUGGGGGACAAAUUGAUGUGUGGUGGAAGCAUUGGUCUUAGGUUGACACAACAGCCUGUUUAUUGCUAUUUAGAGGCAUCUGGCCUUGUUCCUCAGUCUAUAGCUUUCUCAUGUUUCUUCUCAGCCAGGAUAAUUUAUUUUGCUAAACAAUUUGCUAACAUAUUGCUAUAUUCCUAAAAGUGCUAUCUUUUCAAUAGAUUGUUUGUAGUAAAAUGGAAACUUCCAGGUUCUCAAUGAGAAUGAUAGGAUGCUGCCAAGUGCCACGGCUUUGUUAGCAAGACUGUCAGAAGCCCUGUUUUUCUUUUGCCAUGUGUGUCUACUGAAAUAGGUGGCUACUGCUCUGUUUGAACCUGGAACGCAACAAAUGCAACCCAAGAUUUGAAUAAAGUUUAUCCUUAAAGCUGUGGUGGCCUCAUCUGUUCUUCUGUCUCUCCUCUGUAACUGAGAAACAGGGAACCUUGGUGCUAGGAAAAUCUAGUCCUGAGCCUGCAUUUAAUUAAGCACAUGCCUUUAAUCCCAGCAAUCAGGAGACAGA
This is a messenger RNA of Arvicanthis niloticus (Nile rat), 7191 nucleotides long. RefSeq names its product tudor domain containing 6 (gene Tdrd6). The record is from RefSeq and is a predicted model, not a curated record. NCBI's taxonomy places the organism in Eukaryota, Metazoa, Chordata, Mammalia, Rodentia, Muridae.